AUGGAACCCAGAAACAAGCUCUGUGCACGGAAGGCCACCUGGCUCGCCUUCGGCCUCAUUGCACUUGCCGCGACUACUAUCUCCUCGGCACAGGACACAGGUUCUAUAGUAGAAAGCAGCUCAUAUUUGACCGCUGACACGGUCACGACGUCGCUGACGGCAUUGCCAGAGACGACGGCGUCUGUUAUUACCAAACUACCACCACCGGAGCCUCCAUCUACGCAGACGCAACAUGAAUUGGAUCAAGCAACUGAAGCCGCACGAGCCUACAAGCAGGCCCUAUCAACACUAUCUAAUAUGCGGUCGCACCCUCAGCAGCACAUCUUCGACGCAUCUCUUGUGCAGGGGAACAGCAACUCCAAGUCGAUAUUUUCCUCCUUCCUCCCAAACUUCCAAGGGCAAGGCCCUAUUGGCACCCUCGUCCGCAUUCUCCUCAAGCUGCACCAAUCAACAUUCACUCGCGUGUCCAACGUUCUGAACCAAGAUGGACUCGGCCUAGGCUCAAAGAAGCGGGAAGAGGAGCUAAGAGGGAAGGCUAUCAAAGUUGUCGACCUCCUGCAGCAUUCAGCAGAGCUUGGUAAUAUGGACGCACUGUUUACGCUGGCGCAGGUCUCUUUGUUUCCGCCUACGCCACACUUCGCCCUGGACCCACAAUUAGCGUACCAAAUGCUCUCGACCCACGCGAUACGUACGGGCAACGCGACCUCACAAUCAUUGCUAGCUUUCUUCCACGCGACUGGCUACAAGGGAGUCGUUCCUGUCAACCAAGGCAAGGCACAGCUGUAUUCCACGUUUGCUGCAAACGGAGGCGACAAAGGCGCACAGAUGGCUCUGGGAUACCGUUAUUGGAGUGGUAUUGGGACGGGAGAAAGCUGCGAGAGUGCGUUGGCAUGGUAUGGAAGUGCUGCUGAACAAGCAAUGGCGAAAUUCCUCUCUGGCCCACCUGGAGGGCGUACCUUGCCACAAACAGCGACGCGUCUCUCUGACCUAGCCGGCGGUGUAUACGGACCAGGAGCGAGCGUUGCGUCCACCGGCCUGAACACCCAUCGAGCUGCCAUCAAAGCAGGCAUCGCUCGUGCAGCCGGAGAAACAUGGGAGGACGUCCUCGAAUACUAUCUAUUCAAUGCCGACCGCGGCGAGAUCGACUUCGCGUACCGCCUGGGCAAAAUUUUCUACCAAGGCAGCAUCUAUGCCACACCAGGUGGCAUCGCGUCGGGCAGCGAAGGUGUUGGCGCCAUUCCGCGAAACUUCAAGUCUGCACGUCGGUACUUCUUGCUUAUCGCGCGUCAAGUAUGGCCACACGACCCGCCGUCGGCCCCGGUGACGACGAAGGACGAGCACAAGCCUGUUGGGUACGCUGCGGCUGCGGCUGCUUACCUCGGGCGGAUGUAUCUGCGAGGUGAAGGUGUGAAGGUGGACUACUCGAUGGCGAAGGCUUGGUUCGACCGAGGGGCGGAGCAUGGGGAUAGGGAGUGCCAUAACGGGCUGGGCAUCAUGUACCGGGACGGGCUGGGUGUCAGGCAAGACAUAAAACACGCGAUGCUGCAUUUCAACGCUGCAGCUGGACAGGAACUCGCCGAGGCGCAAGUCAACAUCGGGAAAUACCAUUACUACCGCGGUGAAGUUCCUCUGGCCACAACCUACUUUGAGACCGCCGUUCGCAGUGGGUCGCCAUUCGAGGCGUACUACUAUCUCGGCGAGCUGCACUCUGCACAAGCCUCCAACGCCGCCUUGCCUUCGCAUCUGACCUCGAGCUCAUGUGCUAUGGCUGUGUCGUUCUACAAGCUCGUCGCUGAGCGAGGCGUUUGGGAGGACGACCUCCUCCGGGACGCAGAGAUUGCCUGGAUGGCUGGGGGAGACCAGGACCAGGAGGUCGCAAUGCUCAAGUGGUGGGUUGCGGCUGAGCGCGGGUAUGAGAUUGCCCAAAAUAAUUUGGCGUACGUUCUUGAUCAAGACAAGAGUGUCCUCCGCCUGACAAGGUUCUCGCCUAUGACCCCAUCCAACGACACUGCUCGACUGGCGCUGACACAGUGGGUUCGUGCUGCAGGUCAACGCAACAUCGAUGCUCUCGUAAAAGUCGGCGACUACUAUUACCACGGUCUUGGUGUGCCCGAAGAGGCCGAGCAAAGCCGGUUCGAGAAGGCUGCCCGGUAUUACCAGUCAGCUUCGGAUACUCAGAUGAGUGCGCUUGCUAUGUGGAAUCUUGGGUGGAUGUACGAGAACGGCGUUGGUGUACCUCAGGACUUCCAUCUCGCCAAGAGACACUACGAUAUGGCGCUGGAGACCAACUCGGAAGCUUACUUGCCUGUGAUUCUCUCGCUCGUUAAAUUAUACGCUCGCAGUAUAUGGCACACUAUGACCGGAGGGAAGAACGGCUUGAAUCUCUGGGGCCCAGACGAGGAAGAGUUUGUGCCGCCCAAAACAGCUGAAGGAAGGCAAAUUGAUGGGAAGCAAAAUGAGGGCCUCGAGGAAACCCGAGAAGAGGACCAUAGAUACUAUGAAGAGGAAGAUGGGCCAUGGUACUUCGGCAAAGCGAAAGAGGAGUUUCACCGUCGCCGGGGAAGUCAGGCGGCAAAUAACCGGAGGGGAGACGAGGAGGAUCCCAUCCAGUGGGCAAGGGAACGUCGAGACGCCGACCGUGAACGCGACACCGAUUUUGGACCCGAGGACUACUUCGAUGGCACUCUGCGGGGAGGAAACCGGGAAGACGUCGAGGUUGACGAGUUUGGCGAGACGAUGCUGCUCGUGCUGCUCUGUCUUGUGAUCUCGCUGCUCCUGUACAUCCGGACGCGGAUUGUGGAGAGGAUGCGCCGCGACCAACGCGAGCAGGGGCAGGGUGGCGAGCAACCAGCGGUGAACGGGAACGGAGGUGGGUUCCCUCCGGCUGGGGUGGAUCCUGGACGUGGCGAUUGGGCCAUCCUUCGAUGA
Messenger RNA from Cyclocybe aegerita, 2928 nucleotides. Lineage: Eukaryota; Fungi; Basidiomycota; Agaricomycetes; Agaricales; Hemipholiotaceae. The record is from the annotation of a GenBank genome assembly.